Messenger RNA from Diabrotica balteata, 2527 nucleotides. Lineage: Eukaryota; Metazoa; Arthropoda; Insecta; Coleoptera; Chrysomelidae. The record is from the annotation of a GenBank genome assembly.
GGAUAAUGAUUCGGUAUUGUUUAGGGCCAAUGACGUUUUAGGGCACCCAAGAUAACUACAGUGUAUUGCUUAAUAUAUAAGCAAUAUACUGUGACCUAUACUUUUUAUUAUUAUCCAUACAUUAAGUAAGAUGUUUGGGUUUGAAGUUGCAAAUACAUCAUAGUUGAUUUUUAGGUUUACUAUAAGUACUGUACUAUUUACUAUUUAUGAUAAAAUCAUAAGAAAGAUAAUGGCACAGUCUGACACAAUUGAUGAUGCCCUUUUAUUACCCAAAACAGUAAAACUUGAACUUUCUAAUAAUGAUGUUUCUACUUUGGACAAAUUCGAUGGAAAAGCUAUAGAUUUUCAAUUUUCUAUCCAGCCAAAAGUUGAACAAUCUGAAAUAAAACAUGAAGUUGAGGAAUUAGAAUUUGUGGGAGAAAUUAUAGAGUUUUCUGAUAAUGAACUGUUUGAUUUGGAAGAAAGUCAUGAAGAACCUAAUUAUUGCACCUCAAAAGUAUCUUAUUUGUGUGAACAAUGUAAUGUGGAAUCUUGUUACCAAAAUCAUGACUUGCAUGCAGAUUUUAUUCGUAUUACAACUAAACCAUUAAAUCAAUCAAAUCCAUAUGAAUGUGCUAGAUGUAGAUUAACAUUGUUUAAUCCUACAAUAGCCUUAUUUCAUUUGUCUCUGCAUGACAAAGAUAAUUUCAGGUGCUAUAAAUGCAAUUGCAUUCUCCUGAAAUUUUCUGAUUUUAUGGAGCAUAUAGAGAAAGUUCAUUCUAAAGACAAGGAUAUUUAUCGCUGUCUAGAGUGUAAUUUUGUGACCUACUGGCGUAUCCAGUACAAUGCCCAUAGAAAUAAGUUUCAUGAAGCAAAAUCGUUACAUAAAUGCAAACUUUGUGACGAAUUUUGGCCAACCAAAAAUCAUAAUUUACAUGAGAAGAUGAUACAUAUUAGACGCAAAUAUGAAAGGGAUCCAUAUGUGUGUAAGAAAUGUAAGAUUGAAUUAGUUGAUCACGGAGAAAUAUAUGAUCACUUAAAUAUACAUGGUGAUAUAGGAAUAUUUUGUAGUUUUUGUGCCUUUUCUUCCGAAAAUCUUGAAGACCUUGAAAAUCACAAAAAAAAUAAUCAUGCAGAAGAAAUUGAAAAACAAAAGAUUCAACAAACAAAUUAUAAAGAAACUACGGAGAACGAUAAUGAUGUAUUCUGUGAAUUAUGUCAUAGAUACUGGCCAGAUAAUGAUCAUAAAGCACAUGAAAGAGUCUUACUAGUUGAAAAACAAGUAACAGAGGAUAAUCAGUAUAAAUGUAAUGCAUGUAAUGUACUGACCUAUGACCUACGAGAAGUUUACAAACAUGUGAAUCACUAUUGUAGGUAUAAUUUUAAAUGUCCAUUUUGUUCAAAAGUGUUUCAAAGGAAGUACUCUAUAGAUCCACAUAUUAUAAGAGCACAUCCAGAUAAAGAAGGAGCAGUGACUAAUCAAAUUUUAAAAUGCAAGUUUUGUGAAUAUAAAACAACAAGGAGUACCAAUCUCAAAUCUCACUUAGCAACCCACAUGAGUAUAGAGGAUAGACAACAUUAUAACUGUGAUCAAUGUAAUUUUUCAACUGUGUUUCCCAGUUACUUAAAAAGGCACCGAGUCACUAAUCAUCCAUUGGAAUCUGAUAAACUUUAUACUUGCGAUAAAUGCACUUAUAGUACAUAUUUAUUAAGUCGUUUAAGAAGGCAUACAUUGAGUAAGCAUAUAAAAAAUGAAGAUGUUUGUUUUAAAUGUGAUAUUUGUAACUCUUUAUUUGGACGCAAAAGAAGUAUGGAACUUCAUAAAGCCAAGCAUUUUCAACAAAAGUCGGAAAAGAAACAAUAUGUAUGUGAAAUUUGUGCUCAAGUUUACUACUUUAAACCUAGUCUAAUUAGGCAUCUGCAUAGCGUCCAUCAGCAAGGUGAAUUGAAGAAAUACAUAUGCUAUACAUGUCAAUAUGAAAGUGUGAACAAAAACCAAUUCAUUCAACAUACCAGAAAGCAUAUACCACAGGAGUUAUUAUAUUGUGCCAAUUGCGACUAUAAAACUAUUAGAAAACUUAAUCUCAUCCAACAUAUGGUGAAACAUGCGGAUUCAUCGAAAAUACAGUGGCACAAGUGCAAAGCGUGUUCUUUUAAAACAAAACGACCCCAUACUCUAAGAAAUCACGUUAAAUAUACUCACGAGACAUUUUAACAAUGAUCUAAUAUAAAUUUAAAGCACAAAAAGCAGCGUUGAUAUGAGUUUAGAGGCCAAAUUCUAAAUUUUAUGUUGAUAGCAAUAACGGCGGUAGAUGGUUUUAUCUACUCCGGUAUUUAUCAUCCGGAUAAUGUUACGUCACAGAAUAAUAAACAAUCAGAAUGCCCACUCUCAGAUGCCGCCUUUGAAGUUUUUCAGUACGCGCGCCAUGUUUUAAAAGGAAACACAUAACACAGACAUAUGAUUUGUGAGGUUAUGUAAUUGUUUAUAUUUAUGUUUAAUUAUAUUAUAUUUAUGUUAUAUUUAACAAUGUUACUUUAAUUGUAUAGU